Molecule: messenger RNA, 2706 nt
Organism: Daldinia loculata
Lineage: Eukaryota; Fungi; Ascomycota; Sordariomycetes; Xylariales; Hypoxylaceae
Exons: 2
Coding region: 610-2124 (504 amino acids)
Cellular component (GO): cellular bud neck; plasma membrane
Source: RefSeq, a predicted model, not a curated record
ACACCGUUGAGUAAGCAUUUUCCCCAAUUCCAUCCAUCAAGCCGUCUUUCGCAAUUCGCAAUUCUUACACCAUAGGUUGGAAUUUUUUGACUUUAUUUUAUUUUAUUCUCUCGUUUUUACCCACAUGGUUGAGGCAUGUUUCCCAUGCCCACUUCUUUGUUUUUCCUAAGAUAUACCUACCUAGGUGUAUCGUUCUGACGUUCCUUCGAAUACCCGAAUACCGAUUCGCUUUGAUCCUUUGUCCUUUCAUUUUUCCCCGGUGGAUUGGUUGACGGUCAGGCUUUGACGUGUCACAUCCGCCAACAUUCAUUCGAAAAUACGUCCAAAACGACCAAGUUGCGGAGCGAAUUUUAGUUACGGGCGGAUUCAAAUCGAGUGAUUCACGAGCCGAGGAGACGACAUUUUAGUAGUUUGUGUUGUAUUUGCGGCUGGGCGAGGUGCUACUCCCACGGGUUGGGGAACAUACGACUCAUACCACUAUUCCGUACCAUGGCUCUUUAGCAGCGUUUCUUCAUCCGAUCAUUUUUACGCAUAACCACAAACUUUACUCCACUCCGAUAUUUCUUAUUCAACACCACACGGCAUAGGUGGAUAUUGGAGGAUUACGCAAUGCCGCACGUCGGCAUUUUAAUGGAGCGUAGUCUCCAAGAACGCAGCCUCAGGGAUGCGUUCGCGGAUCUCUUCGCGCGAAGCGCUAUCGCUGCGCUGGGCAAGCGGCAAUCUCUUGAGUCGCUCAUGGGCGGAAGUUCUGACCCUAGGGUUGCCUUCUCUAGUUGGGAUAACUGUAUGCAGGCCGAUAUCUGCAAGUGGCCGGCAAUUGCCAUAAUCAUUAUCGGUGGUCUCAUUAUCUUCUCUAUCGUUUGGUGUAUCGCGCGAUGCCUCUGCUGUGGACUUUCGUGCUGUUGCGAGUGUUGCUACUGUCUAAAAUGCUGCGGUGAAUGUUGCGGGUGUUGUGAUCCCCCUAGAGGAAAACGGAAUAAGUAUCUCGACGAACCAUUCGUUCCGCCGCACCAUGAACCAAACCAGGCCUAUCACUCGCAAGCGCCCAUGACACCAGGAUUACCCACAGCACCUUCACCUUCCGUGCCUCAGUAUGCUGUAUUUGACGACGGCAACAAGAAAGAUGCAGAUGCAUUACCUGCGAUGCCAAGCUGGGAGGACGCGAAAUCACAGAAGGUUUUGGUUGAGGAAGAACCCGUCGAGAUGGAACCAUUGAAGAAGCCAGAGAAUGUCCAGAACAACAAUUCUUUCCCUAUGAGCAACUUGCCACCGCAUACGACUACCCCAAGCCCAGUUUCUCCCGAGAAUAGAAACCCCUACGGACCACCACCAGCACAAGGCGGUCCUAAUGGGUAUAUGGCAGCAGCACGAGCUGGCCCAGAUCCAUAUUCUACCAAUGGACAAGGCUAUGACAACUAUAACGGUUACAAUGGAUAUGGACAGGCUCCCCAAGAAGAUAUGAACCAGGGAUAUGGCAUGGCAGCUGGAGCAAUGAGGACCCAAACACCUCACCGUGACUACAAUAACGGUUAUGGAAGAGGUGGGGCUGAGCAAGGUUAUCCCCAAUCGCGAACUCCAAGACCCUACAACGACGAGUACGGCCGCAGUGCCAGUCCUGCGUCGUACGGUGCCCCGCCUAGCUACCGCACUGCGCCGAGCAAUAACGGAUAUGCUAAUCCCUCGCGAAUGGCGUCGCCGGGCCCACAAGCAGGUUAUAGCUACGGUAAUGGCAAUGGCAAUGGCAAUGGCAACGGAGCUCCAUCUCGUAUGCGCACUCCCGGUCCCCAACCAGGCUACGAUUACCCUCAGAGGUCACAGACACAAACACCCAACAGCUACAACCGCCAAUAUCCCCCGGCACCCCAACGACAGUAUUCAAACGACUCUACCCGACCGUUAGUACAACCGGCGCAAGACCAGCAGUACUUAGAUGAACAGGGGCAGCGAUCACCCAUCCAGAACAACAGCGGCUUUGACUUCAACUCUGGCUACAGCCGCUCGGAAGCUCCUCCUGCGCAGACACAGACACAGACGCAGACCGCAAACGGAGGAACUGCGUAUCCCGGCUACCGCACAUAUCGACCCCAAGGGCAGCCCCAGCAGGAUAACUGGAACGGAAUGUAAAUGCGAUCAGCGUAAUGGAGUUAGUUUUACUCGUUAAGGUAUACCAAAAUAAAAUCAACCAUAGGAGGACCGACUAAUACACGAAUCGGACGGGUAUACGCGGCGAUCUGAUGGAUUUUGUAUUCAGUGACAAAGAAGGCGUUUCGGGAAAAAGGGGGGCGGACGAUCAUCUGCAUAGCAUGAUGGAAUUCAGAUAUAGAGGUUUGCCGAUACUUUUUGCGAUUUGUGGUUGCGGUUAAACGCCAAAAAUUCCCCGGCCGAGUUGUGUGCUUAUAGGGACAGACCAGAUGUACCAGGAUACCCACCUGUAAAUACGAGCCUAUAUAGGCUAUAUAGGCUGCUAGGCUGGUGGUAUAUAAGGGGAUGGAUUCGUUUUACAUGUGCGUGCGGGUGUUUUAAAUAAUUCAAAUAAGUCACGAAGUGCAAGAAUACCAUCGUGUUUGUUGAAGAAUGCUAAAAGGGGGGGAGGAAUUCUAGAACUUUCGUUUGCAAGUAAGUUGCUUGUGGAUUUUGAUUAGUGAACUCAUACGAAGCUACCAGUCACAUGCAACACAAUAAAACAAGGCCAUUUACCAAGCUCUU